Corylus avellana is the source of this 468-nucleotide messenger RNA. NCBI's taxonomy places the organism in Eukaryota, Viridiplantae, Streptophyta, Magnoliopsida, Fagales, Betulaceae. The record is from RefSeq and is a predicted model, not a curated record.
AUGCAUGAUAGGAUCGUGAGGACUUUGAAGAAUGUUCAACACAUACCAGAAUUGAAGAAAAACCUUAUUUCUUUGGGCAAUUUAGACACUCUUGGAUACAAGUAUUCCGGUGAAGGUGGAGUCAUUCGGGUUAGUAAAGACUCAUUGGUUAUAAUGAAAGGUAACAAGACUGAUGGUCUCUAUUAUCUUCAGGGUAGUACAUUGACAAGUUUAGCCGCUGUGUCUUCUUUAGACGAUCCAGAUUCAGACACUACCCGUUUCUGGCAUAUGCGGUUAACUCAUAUGAGUGAGAAGGGGAUGACAAUCCUGAGCAAACGGAGUUUGCUUUGUGACCAGAAAACAGGAUCUCAUGACUUUUGUGAGCAUUAUGUGUUCAGGAAACAGUGCAGAGUCAAGUUUAGUACAGGUAUUCACAGAACGAGUGGUACAGUGGAUUAUAUCCAUUCAGAUUUAUGGGGUCCUUCUUAG